This is a messenger RNA of Oldenlandia corymbosa var. corymbosa, 3792 nucleotides long. Lineage: Eukaryota; Viridiplantae; Streptophyta; Magnoliopsida; Gentianales; Rubiaceae. The record is from the annotation of a GenBank genome assembly.
CCCUCCCCUACCCCCUCUUGCAUUGUAGCCAUUUAUACCUCUACAAGAUAGCAAUAUCCUCAAGUUCUUCUUUUCUUCUUUUGUGGAGAUUUUAACCUCAAAAAUCAAAAGUCGUCAUGUCUAUUUGAUCUUUCAAUACGAUUUUCAUACGUAUACUCUUUUACGAAAAAAUAAACUUAUAAAAUUAUUAUUUUUUCAUACCAUACCAGAGAUAAUCUUUUGUCUAUUGUCAUUGCUUUUACUUAUCCGAAACAAAUUUAACCAAUUUUCACCCGUAAAACUAAUGUUAUAGUGUGAAACAACUGAUCAAAUCGAUAUAUUGAAGUUUUUCUUUGCUGCUCAUCACUUCACCUAUAUCAAACAAAAUGUGACACCAUGUAGUUAGUAUAAAGAUCUUCUCCUUACUGGUCUAGAUAGGGUUUGGGCAUCGGGGUCAUCAAUUUAUGGAGAUUUUCACUUCAAGUAACAUUUCGAAGACUUCGAGGUGAAUUCUAUUGAUGAUUUAGAGUGUUCGGUAUGGCCAUUAGAAAAAAACAAUAAAACAAAACAAAAAGAAAAAAGAGAGGGAAAAAAAAAAGAAAAAGAAAGAAGCUAGAAUGUCCAUGUGCAUCACAGGUUUCGUCAUUGCCUAUUCGGGGAAUGGCUAUAUUUGCCCGUCUUUCUUUAUUUUGUUUUUUGUGACUUUCUCUCGCUUUUGAUCAUUUAUGGUUCUCAUUUUCUUUUGUAGGGAAAAUUAGAGAAAAAAGAAUACUAAGAAGUGGUUUAUCUCAGUCUAGGUUAUUAUUUGAACUUUAUUUUUUUGGGCGAACAAAAUGCUAAUAAUUAUCGAAAGAAUUUGAUGACAGGUUAUCGUCAAUGGAGAGAAAAUGAAUGUGCUAACAUAAAGUUAUUGUCUCAUUUGUCUUACUAAAGUAUCACAAUAAUGAUACAAAAAUUUUAAGACGGAAGAAACAAAAAACCAUCGAAAUUAUAUUCGGAUUAAUGUAGCGGCGCAACAGGUUCAUGGUCACAUUCCGUAAUGGUUUAGUAAUUAAAUCAAAUAUCUCGUCGACUUGAAAUAUUCUUUUGAUAUUUCACCUCACACCAUCACUUUGCUAAGUCCCCAAUUUGACUGGUAAGUCCUGAAACUUGUACAAAAAAUCUGAUCACUAGAGUCUAGAAAUUAUCUCCAUCAAUUAUUUGACUUAUCAACUUGAAGUAUAGGAGGAAUUUCAUUGUAAAUAAAUUAUGAGUCAGACUUUUCAACAAGUAGACAAAAUAAAAAAAAAAACAAAAAAGGUUGAUAAACAAAGUAGGAUAAUCAUCGAUUAUAAUUGUCGCUAUUACUUGGAAGAACUCUUUGGAAAGGCCAGAGUUUCCCAGCAUUUUUUUUUUUCACUAACAAGAGUUAAUUUCGAUACAUUUGUCCUUCAUUUAAAGGCCUAAUCUCCCUAACACUUAACCCUCAAAUAUUAGUUUAUUUUAAUCUACUUGUGACUUGCGUAAGAUAUAUUCUCAUGUCUCAAAAUCAUUGUAUAAUUUGAUUUUUUAUUUUUAUUUCAGAAGGAUAUUAAUUAUUUCGUCUUACAUAUUACUCACUUCUUGACCCAUAAAACUUCACUUUACUUAACUAAAACAGUGUAAUGAAAUUGAUUAUUUUUCUUGGACGGAGAAGAGUAUAAAAUUGUGGAUGGAUAUUGUCUGCAUGUGUUACUAAGGAUGAGGUUUGACUUGUUGUAGUGUACGAGGUGUUUGAACGGAUGGCGUAUUAUGGAAUAUCAACAAACCUAUUCAUAUACUUGACCAAAAAACUGCAUCAAGGCACAGUGACAGCAUCCAAUAAUGUCACGUAUUGGGUGGGUACCGUUUGGAUGACUCCAAUUUUGGGUGCAUAUAUUGCCGAUGCAUUUCUUGGCCGAUAUUGGACUUUCCUCAUUGCCUCUGUCAUCUAUUUUUCGGGAAUGUGCAUGUUGACACUAUCAGUUUCAGUGCAUCCAUUCAAGGCACCACGCUGUACGGAUCCAAAUGGUAUAAACUGCAAGAAAGCCAACACAUUACAAUUAGCAGUUUAUUUUUGUUCACUCUACACAUUAGCCAUCGGAACUGGUGGCACAAAACCAAACAUUUCCACCAUUGGAGCGGAUCAAUUUGAUGAAUAUGACCCUAAAGAGAAGCUUCACAAGCUCUCCUUCUUCAAUUGGUGGAUGUUCAGCAUAUUUUUUGGGACACUUUUUGCCAACACUGUGCUUGUUUGGACUCAAGAUAACAUUGGAUGGACUCUUGGAUAUGGUCUUCCAGCUUUAGGGCUUGCGAUUUCUAUAAUGAUAUUUCUUGCCGGGACGCCGUUUUAUAGGCAUAAACUACCUUCUGGAAGCCCUUUUACAAAGAUGGCUCAAGUUAUAGUGGCUGCAUUGAGGAAGUGGAAGGUUUCUCUUCCAUCUGAUCCUAAAGAGUUGUAUGAGCUUGAUCUUCAAGACUACUCGAAAAAUGGGAAAGUUCGGAUCGAUUCUACACCUUCAUUGAGGAUUCUAAACAAAGCUUGCGUGAAAACUAGUUCAGUUAGUCCAUGGUCACUUUGUACAGUUACACAGGUAGAAGAAACCAAGCAGAUGCUAAGGAUGAUUCCAAUUCUGAUCGCUACAUUCGUUCCAAGCACGAUGAUUGCACAAAUUAACACGCUGUUUGUUAAACAAGGUACAACGCUUAAUCGCCGAAUGGGGCACUUCCACAUCCCCCCUGCGAGUUUAGCAGCAUUUGUAACAAUCUCCAUGUUGAUUUCGGUGGUACUAUAUGAUCGAUAUUUCGUAACAUUCAUCCGAAAAUGGACUAAAAAUCCAAGAGGGAUUUCUCUGCUACAAAGAAUGGGAAUAGGGAUGUGCCUACAUGUGAUUAUUAUGAUAGUGGCAGCAUUGACAGAAAGAUAUAGGCUUUCAGUGGCGAAGGGUCACGGCCUAGUUCAGAAUCAUGGACAAGUUCCUCGGACGAUUUUCAUUUUGCUGCCUCAAUUUGUGCUAAUGGGCGUAGCAGAUGCAUUUUUGGAGCCUGCAAAAAUUGAAUUCUUCUAUGAUCAAGCACCUGAAGACAUGAAAAGCCUAGGGACAUCUUAUUCAAUGACCAGUUUGGGAGCUGGAAAUUUCAUCAGUAGUUUUCUGUUGACUACGGUUUCGCAUAUCACGAGGAGGGAUGGGAACGAAUGGAUUCAGAACAACCUGAAUGCAUCUCAUCUUGACUACUAUUAUGGAUUUUUCGCGGCGCUGAACGUGUUGAAUGUUAUUUUCUUCUUGAGUAUGGCCAAAAUGUAUGUGUAUAAAGCCGAAGUAUCGGAUUCAAUGGCUUUGCUUAGAGAAGAGUUUGGGAGAUCAAAAUCAGAGAUGGUAAACGAUCAAGCUGCUGUAGCAUAAGUUUCUUGAAUCUGUUACCAAAGGAAAUCAUGACACACAAAAUUCGUAAGAAAAGAUUUCAGCCUCAAAGCUCAUAAAAGUUUCAGUUAUUAUAACAUCCCAAUCGUUAUAUAAAUCUUGAUGAAACAAACUCUGGAUAAUAAUUCCGGGAAGGAGAAUUAUUUAUUACAUCUCUAUUGCACUGUGAAACAAACUCUGGAUGUCUUUCUUCUAGUCCACUUUUGAUAGUUACGAUUUGCAUACGAAUGUAAAUGCGAGUGUAAGUUCGUAGUUCUUACGGCAUUAGAUUUCGGAAAUAUUAGGAGCCUAAAACACAAAUGAACUCCAGAAGAAUAACAAGAGGAAAAGGAUGAUCAAGAAUUAUAACAUACACCAUUGUAAAUAUUCCUUACGUCCUGAAAAAUAGUCCUCC